AUGAACAAUCACCAAACAGGUACAUCUUCUUUAUCGGAUGAGGAUUUUCUUUUAAUUUCCAAGCUUUUAACUGGAGAAGUCUCCAUUCGAAAUAUUCCCACCGAAAAAUUCACAAAUAAGAAUUUCAUUUUGGCCAUUUCAUCAUCGAAUAAUGAUUUCUUCAGAUAUGCUACUCGGGAAAUGCUCUCUGAUCGGAAUUUUGUUUUAAAGGCUGUGGCCAAUACUCUUGGAAAUGCUCUCCAAUUUAUUCCCGAUGAAUUGUUGAAUGAUAGGGAAUUUAUAUUGCAAGCUGUUGGAGUGAGAGGAGGCUCGUUGAGAUAUUUGUCGAAACUUGAGUAUUUUGAUGAUAGGGAUCAGGUGAGUCCUCCUCGAGUAAUCUAUGAUGAAGAUAGAGAGAUUGUUAAGGUAGCUGUUUUGGAGAAUGCAUAUUCACUCCAAUAUGCCAGUAAUUCAAUGAGAAGAAAUCGAGAAUUAAUGAUUGAAUUGAUAAGAGAAACAACAGAUCCUAGAAGUUUGGUUGAAGUGAGUGAUGCGAAAAUGUUGGAUGAUGAAGAAUUUAUGGGAAUUGCAGUCGAGAGGGAUGGAUCAAUUUUGGAAUUUGCCUCACCUAGAAUUAAAUCUGUGAAAUCAAUUGUGAAAAAGGCAAUGUCAAACUAUGUCUAUGUUUUUGAAGAUGCCAGUGAGGAAUUGAGGAGUGACAGAGAAUUAGUCAUGCAUGCUUUAGAGUUGGGAGGAGGAAAUUUGUACGAACACUUUGGAGAAGAGUUGAAGAAGGACAAGAAUAUUAUUCUCAAUGUCUUGUCCACCAAUGAGGAUGUUUUCGAACAUCUUGAUCCAGAAAUGAGAAAUGAUAAGGAUAUUGUCAUGUGUGCUGUGGAAAGGGAUGGUAAUCUUCUAGAACAUGCCUCCGAUGCUCUUAGAGGUGACAAGCAAGUUGUUCUGAGAGCUGUCACAACUAGUGCAGAAGCUCUCGAAUACGCCUCUGAUGAUUUAAGAAGUGAUUUGGAAGUUGUUCAACAGGCAGUAUCAACUAAUGGAUGUGCUAUUGAAUAUGUAUUGGAUGAAAGUUUGAAGAAUCGUGAACUGUUAUUGAAGACCAUCAGCACAUACCCUCAAGCUAUUGAUGGUACUGAAUUCAGCUCUGAUCGUGAUUUUAUCUUGCAGUGUAUAAGAGAUCAACCUAUUAUUAUGGAAUAUGUGGAUGAGUCACUUCAGACCGAUAAGGAAUUUAUUAAGGAAAUUAUAAAACAAUCGAAAGGAGCUGCCAUUGAACAUUUAACUGAGGAAAUGAAAUCAGAUCAAGAAAUUGUCAUGCUCUCCAUGGAAGAAUAUCCAGCUGCUUUGCAAUAUGCUUCUGAGGAAAUUAAGAAUAAUAGGGACAUUGUUCUUAAGGCAGUCACAGUUGAUGGUGCCGUGUUGGAUUAUUGCUCUGAAGCUCUCAAGAAGGAUCGUGAAGUUGUAAUGGCAGCAGUGGGUAAUAAUGGGCAGGCACUCUCCUAUGCAUCCGAGGUGUUUCGUAAUGACAAGGAAAUUGCAUUGCUUGCUUGCAAAACAUAUGGCUUUGCCUUUUUGAUGGUAGGGGAAUCACUAAGACACGAUCAAGACAUUCUAGAACAAGCAAUGGAAACAGAUCCUUCAACCGUUGUUUUCAUAAGGAAAGAUUAA
This is a messenger RNA of Naegleria gruberi, 1665 nucleotides long. RefSeq lists its product as uncharacterized. The record is from RefSeq and is a predicted model, not a curated record. NCBI's taxonomy places the organism in Eukaryota, Heterolobosea, Eutetramitea, Acrasida, Naegleriidae. The transcript has a single exon. Bases 1 to 1665 code for a protein of 554 amino acids.